Oncorhynchus gorbuscha (pink salmon) is the source of this 955-nucleotide messenger RNA. RefSeq lists its product as uncharacterized. Bases 14 to 955 code for a protein of 313 amino acids. The transcript has 5 exons. NCBI's taxonomy places the organism in Eukaryota, Metazoa, Chordata, Actinopteri, Salmoniformes, Salmonidae. The record is from RefSeq and is a predicted model, not a curated record.
GACAGAGGAGAGGAUGGAUAGGGGUUCAGAAACCAGGACAGAGAGGGAGGAGAGGAGGGAUAGGGGUUCAGAAACCAGGACAGAGACAGAGACAGAGACAGAGACAGAGACAGAGGAGAGGAGUAGACAUGUUGGCAUCUUGCAGGUGGUUGACACCGGUGAGACAGACUCUCACCAUGAUGACCCUGAGGUCUCCACCGGCCAAUCAGACACUCCCCAAGGAGAGGACCAGACACUGAACACUCUGACUGAGACUCUCAUACACUUAGCCCCCACUCCCACUGCCCACCAAACACCAACGCACUACACACCUUCCACUGAAUCAGAGACCGAGAGACCGGAGGACAAGGAGGAGGAGGAGGAGGAGGUGGAGCAAGAGGAAGAGAACCACUCAGAUACUGAGCCCCAAGAGAAAGAAAAGACAGGCCCCAUUCAGCCAGAGGAACCUGUGUUAAAAUACUGUUCCGUGGACAAGCCAUCCACUGAAACUAACCACAGAGACCCAGAACUACAACAGACCCCAGCAGUGAUGUUCCCAGCCCAGUUAACCCAGUCCCCAGCCCAGUUAACCCAGUCCCCAGCCCAGCUAACCAGGUCCUACUCCCAGUCCAGCCAGUGCUCCCAGUCUUCAGUCUUUCCUAAGUCCCAGACACUGACAGAGGCCCACAACAUCAAUGCUGCUGUCCUCAGUUCUGGGGUGCUCUGUCUGCCUGGAACAAGAGAUAGGGGAGGUCGAGCCCUGGUGACCGUGACCACGAGGAACACCGGCUGGUUGAACCCAAGCUGUGACUGUGGAGAACUGGUCAGAAUCCUGGUCUACUACUACACAAUGCUCAGGAAGGAGGUGCGUUCCCUAGGGUUGACAGUCGUGGUGGACUCUCGGCGGUGCUCCCCUGUCCCCGCUCUGUUCAGCGCCUUCAACAUACUUCAGGUCACUGCUAACAAUGACAGUUGA